This is a messenger RNA of Endocarpon pusillum Z07020, 16731 nucleotides long. RefSeq lists its product as uncharacterized. The coding region runs from base 1 to 16731 and encodes 5576 amino acids. The record is from RefSeq and is a predicted model, not a curated record. Lineage: Eukaryota; Fungi; Ascomycota; Eurotiomycetes; Verrucariales; Verrucariaceae. The transcript is spliced from 7 exons.
AUGGCGUCCCACAGCGGGUGGCUACCUAGAGAAGGGUUUGUGGCUGAUCCGGUGGGACGUUUGAUCAAGAGGACUAUAUUGAAUCCUGCUCUAACUUUACCUCUUCUGCUUUUGACCCAAUAUACCCCUUCCGGCCAACAAUACGCAAGGGCGCUGAGUAAUGGUGUAAGCGACGAAUACGACUGGAGCAAGGAGAUUGUCGUUGCGACUGGUGGCAGCGAUGGCAUUGGCAAAGAAGUAGUCAAGAUGCUUGCUGCCUCAGAUAUCAAAGUGGCAGUUCUUGAUGUACAACCGCUCACCUAUGAAGCACCACCAUCAGUGAAGUACUUCCAAUGCGAUGUCACUUCCUCGUCCGCCAUCGCAAAGGCGGCGUCUGAGAUUCGAUUGGAAAUAGGAGAGCCAACUGUCCUGAUGAACAUCGCAGGAGUCGCCACCGGAAAGACGAUCCUUGAUAGCACUGAAGCGGAGCACAGAUGGACAUUCGAUGUCAACACCCUGUCGCAUUAUCUUCUCGCUAAAGAGUUCCUGCCGAGCAUGAUCAAAAAGAACCAUGGUAUGGUGAUGACAAUCGCUUCCCUGGCAAGCUAUGGUCUCGUUGCAAACCUUGUUGAUUACGCCGCCUCUAAGGCCGCCGCACUGGCCUUCCAUGAGGGCCUGACCACUGAGUUAGUGACUAGAUAUAAUGCACCAAGAGUGCGGACACUGUUAAUCACGCCAGGACCGGUGAAGACUUCGCUCAUCAGGGGUUGGAAUCAGCGUGAUGGUUUCGUGGAUUACAUGCUAGAUCCUGGGACGGUGGCAGAAGAAAUUGUGAAGAGGGUCCUUGCUGGACAGAGCGGGCAGCUGAUUCUGCCCGGCUUUGCCAGCUUCCUCUUUCCUAUGCUAAGAGCAAUGCCAUACUGGUUUAGCACUGCUUUGCGGAACAAGAACGAGGGUGUCCUCGCGCAGUACCGUGGAAGGCUUGUGGAAGAUCCGAACAAGAAAUCUAAUUCGACACGAUCGUCGAAGAAGAGUGCGCUACGCGAAAACCCUCAGCGGAUCAUACCGACCUCUACUAGUUUUUCGUCGUCUUCGCGAAGCCCAUAUCCUGGCACGGCCGCCCCGUCAAUCGCCUCGAGCUAUGCGACAGCCAACACCCAUGACCCUUUGAAUACUCCUACCAGGCUACCAAAUCUGCUGACAAACGGGAGUAUGGCAGAUCAAACGUCACGGUCUGAAACCGGGUUACGGCGGUCGAACCGGCGGGGAAGUAACGGUGACAGAAGACGACACAGGAGUGGAAGCAGAGAAAGCAAGCGAGACAAGCGGGAGAGGAAGCGCUCGCGGAGUCGAGAGCGCGAGAAGAGGAGAAGUGAUUCGAGAAGAGACAGCAAACAAAAGUUGAGAGAAAGUCAACGUGGAGAAGAUAAUGAGAAGAGUGACUCUGGUAAGAGAAGCGGGCCACCAAAUCUCGAUUCUCACGUGGAGAACCAAUUUCCUGGCGAGUUUCCAACCACGUUCGCGGCUCCUUAUCGACCUCCAGGCCUAGCUGCGGAUUACUACGGCGAUCAAGGAGAGUCGGUAGCAGAUCAGCCAGGAGUCAGACCGCAACCACCUUCAAUAAUCUACACGGCGGACCAAGCUCAUCUUCACGAGCCCACUGCUGAAGCUCUGCCACCACCGGAGCCGAGCUCUCUGGGACAAGUUGGCGCUGCCGCAGCGUUCUUUGCAGAUACGAGUGAUGUCGAGAAUGCAGUCCCUACACCAACGGCGAAACCAUCAAGACCAGGUACGAAGCCGUCCAAGCAUUCAGGGAUCGAUACCAGCCCAAGGACUUCCCCUCGCCUAGAGGCAAGACCCACCCCGUCAUUAGGUAACAUGGGAAUCGCAGAGGCAGCAGCAAUGGGCGCUGGUGUUGGUCUUGCGAGUGAUUACUUCGGCACAUCGACCGCACCUAUGCCCGGGCCAGGCGGCUUUUAUACUUCACCUACAUCUAACACACAUGACGAAUUAUAUAACUCGAUUCCCAACACAAGCUCAAGUCGCCCUCCUAGACCCCCGAAGCAGCACUCCGGAUCGAACACUGCCCAGGACGGUGCUGCCGUUGCGGGAUUCGCUGCCGGAGCUGGUGUAAAUUAUCUUGGUAACCAUCAUCACUCAGGCCAAGGCUCGUAUGGCGUUCACAGUCAUCAGCAUCUACAUGGCACCCAUGGCCUUUCAAUAGGCAUGGCAGAUCGGCGGAGGCGACGUGGACCGCUUGACAAACUUAUCAACUUUUUCAAGGACCCCGAAGGCGUCGGCGAGUUCGAGGUGUAUACUGAGGCUAUUGGAGUUUGCAAAUACUGUUUUGAUCCACGGUCUAGCCCAAGGGAUGCACCAAGAAAACACAAUCCCAACCGCAGGUAUUUGGGCGGUCGGUAUGGUAGCAGCACGAGAGUAGAUAAGGUCUAUCGGCAGCAUACUUCAGACGAUGAGAAGCGAAGAAAGUCCGGCUCCAAAAAACCAUGGAUUGCAGGUGGUCUUGCCGGGUAUGGGUUGGCAAAACUCGGCGAGAAUGUUCUAGACGAUAGAGAUUAUGAUGACACAUACAGCGUUAGGACUGGACAAGCAAAUGAACAUCAACAAUUCUCCAAUCAGAGCGAGCGCCACUCCUCCACCAGGAAAGAGAGGCACCCCUUGCAGGAGGAUAUGCCAUUGCAUCGGAGUUCGUCCCAUCGACAUGUCGAGACGAGAUUUCGAAAAGAUAAGGGCACAGACGAGCUAUAUGAAGAAAGGAAACCACAGAAAAGGCGGAGCUCAAGUUCAAGUUCAAGUGCAAGCUCUGGUUCACACCACGACACGUCAAGAGGUGCUGCCAUGAGCACUUCUCAAAGACAUGGUACCGUUUAUCGGAAACGAAGUCGGUCGCCGAAGAAGCAAUACUAUCAUAAACGCGUAUCGCCCAGGCACUCAUACGUUGACCUUACCAAGCCCUCGUCCGGUGGAACAGGCAUUGUUUCUUUUUUCAGUUCACCAUCUGCCAAUCGACGCAAAGGGAAGAAAGACAAAGGUAUCUUCGGCUUUGGCAACGUUUCUUCCUCUUCAUCAGACGCAGAUCUGGCUUUUGGUGAGGGCUCGGUCAGGAGAAAGGAUAGCAAUCGAGAAAAACCACCAAAGCAUGAUGAUAGAAACGUGAAUAGCGCCAUACUAGGCCUCGCAGCUACUGGUGUUGAACUUGCUGCGGCGAGCUCGAAGAAGGAUUCAAAGCAAAAGCGGAACGUGGGUUUCGUAGAACAAGGGGGAAGACACGGACGUGAAAGUCGGGUUUCCCAACCGCGAUGGUCCCAUCCCAAAGAAUCUGAGUCAUCGAACGAGGAGAACUCUGCGUGGGAAGAUGCGUCAGAUGAUGAAUCUAGCGAAAAUUCUGCGCUUGCCUACGGAUCCAAGCUAUCUACUCGUCCAAGUCGAGAAUCGCUUGGUUCCAGCGACGGUACUUCGAAAUGGGAUUGGCGGUGGAACAGAGGUAAGCAAAACAACGCAAGAUCGAGACAGGGAGAUCGGACUUCCUUUGUGUCGGCCGCGGCAGGAUUGCCAGGAGCAGCAUUACGACCGGCAGCAUCAUUACACGAACAAUUCGAUACAAGGCAAGGCUCAGCAGGUCUUCCCGCCAUGCAGCAGCUUCAUCCCAUUCCCACAUCCGAUCCGGGAGUCUUCGAUGUUACGCGGCAAACCUCGACUGUUAUCUCCCCAAUGUCAAUCGUUCCAGCUUCCAUCACGACCUCAACUGUUCGUCUCCAACAUCCUCAGCCUGUUACACCUGUUUCGCAAUCAGUGUACACUACCUCGGCAACUAGCAGUGCUCCUCUUUACAGCCAAGUCAGCCCGGUACCUCCAUUCUUCAGUGACCAAACAAUCACCCCCCCGAACGAGCCUAAAGCUAGGCCUCCUUCUCCUCAACGCUAUAACGAAGCUAGAGAAAGGCGCAGGCGUGAAUCAUCUCCUACUCACUUCACAGUUUCAAGGGAUGUUGCGGAGAAUCGACCACAUCGUCGUGCUUUAACGAAAGACCAAAUUUCAAGUGUCAAGUUUGAUCUUACCAAGGAACAGACUGAACGAGAGCGACGAUCUCAAGAGCGUCGGAAGUUUAAACGGGAUAGCGAAGAUGAUCAGGAGCCUAGAAAGGACUCCGCUGAGAGACGAAGAGCACGAGAACAAGAGAUCAAGCAAGAGCUCGAACGACUUGAUCAAGAGGACAGGCGCCAGAGCUCAGCGAGAGAGGCUCAGCAAAACGACUUUGCGGUGCCGAAUGCGGCUGUUGCUGCUAUGGCUGGCGGACUAGCUGCUGCAACGGUGUUGGCGGAGUCCGCGUCUGCAAAGGACGACGACCGCAGCAUAAGAGAACACCCCCCAGAGCGAGAAGUUGUUGACGGCCCAUGCCAAUCACCAGCAGCAGAAAAGGGUGCCAACGAAGACACAACUGAGUCGGAUAACAGGCGCCAGCGAACAGCGCAAAAGGUGGCAAUCAGAAUUCGGACAAGUCCCAAUCCUACCCCCCACGAUGAUUAUGUCGCCUAUUUUACGCCACCAGAGCUUCAGGAAAAGCUCAAGGAGCACAAUGAUGCUGCCGAAAGACGUCGUGCUCCGGAGCCGAGCUCUCCCAUGACACCGGUGGUUAUCGAGAUUGUCCCGAAAGGUGAUGACUCACCUAGCUCGCCCUCUUCACCUACCUCAGCAGGCUACAAAUUCGAUCCAUUCCAUUAUAGGCCAUUCGGUAUUCUAAGCAAAGACGAUCCCUCGGCAAACCCAUGGCCUGUGCCGCGCCUUGACCUGAUCGAACCAACACCGCCCCAUAGUGCUUGUAAUUCUGUCCGAGAAACAUCGUCCCCCAUCCCGCCUCCCAGCCCAGAGCCUGUCGAGAAGCCAGAGCCAAAGCCGAAGCGACCACGGAGCGACGUUAGAGUGAGUUGGGGCGAGCAUGAAACACACGAAUUCGAAGUUGUCACACCAAUGGACGAUCUUCCCGAAUUUAGUCAGGAAAAGACGCAACAGUUGCACAAUAUCAACGAUCAAAAUCCGGACACCAAGCCCGUCCUUGUAGACGUACAAUCGACAGAGUCUGUACCUGGGAGCAGCCACCAUUCUAGCAAAGCAGAUUCUGAGGACUAUGGUCAAGAUCUUGAGUUUGCUGCAGCGCUGGCAGCGGGUGCGCAAGAAGCUGGCUUUGAUCCGUCCAUUGUCAUAGAUGAUCCGACCUAUCACCGACGCGACUCUCCGCCAGGCUCUGAAGACAAAGGUGUCUAUCAAUCACCAUUUGCUGAAACGGUCUCCGAUCUGGGUGUAUUCCACGACCAGUCUGCACCAUCCCAAAUAGGACUUGUCGAAGGCGAGCUCCCACCCACACGGGAAGCCGAGAAUGACCAGAACCAGGAAAAAGUAACGGGCUCUGACAAUGAUGAGCUCUCAACAUCAAAGCUGAGCAAGGAGGAGAGGAGACGGCUUGAGAAAGCUGCAAAACGGGAAUCAGAAGUCGGUGUCUCGACUGCCUCGGAGAAGGUCGUCCAAGAGACAACUGCUCGCCAGCCGGACCAUGGCAGCAUCGAUAAUGCCAAUGACGCUGAACCAAAAAUACCUGGGGGCUUCAACGUCUUUGACUACUAUGAUGGACAGGCUACUCCCGACAUAUAUGUGACCCCUAAAACAAGUAAACCGGAGGAAAAUGGAAGUGAAUACUUUCCGAUCCAGGCGGCUGUCGAUCCUGCAUCGCAAAGCCCACCAGAACAGCAUGUGGGGCGACAAGAAGCUUCUGAAGAGAACGGCAGGCCCCCAGAGGUGGCAACCAAAAAACUAAGGCGAAGUUCAACGAGAGACUCGGAUGGGUUCUACGAUGACAGAUCUGUACUUUCAACCCCUGCCAAACUCAAAGAUGGCUCUGGAGGGAGUAAGAAGUCAAAGAGACGAUCCAGAAAGGACGAUGACGCCAACGACGACAUGGGCUCUGUAGCUUCGAUGCCUGCUGAUCUUAAUAAUGAUAAAAGCUCGAAGCGUAAAAGCAAAGACAAGAAAUCUGGUGGAGUACUUGCCUUCUUUUCGUCCGGCAAAUCCGAUGUCAAGCUGAAGGAUACCAAUGACGACGAGAACAGAAAUACCCGUGAAGAGCCUGGAACCUCGAAAAGGAAGGCCAAGAGAAAGCCAAAAGAUCGGGACGUUGACGACGGAGCACCAACAAGGAAACGAAGCAGGAGCGGUUCGCGCUCGGCAGGCAAACAAAGCGAGAGACACCGUAGUCCAGAUGAUGAAUUCUUGUCGUCCGAGGAGGCACCUGAACGAAAACCUCGCGAUCAAGCAAAUGGAAAUGAGGACCUGUCUUUUUUAGGGGAGCGCCCCGAAAUGCCAACGGUAUCUGAUGGUGCUUCGGGGUCCGCGACCGAAAGAAAUCUAGAGCAAGAUGCUAUAAGUGCUCUACCAACGACUACGAUGGCCGAACCCCAGCCGCUUACAGAUGCUCCAACACCUUCCCUUCUAGCGACCCGAGAGAGCCAGGAGUCCACAAUUGCAGACCAAGAUUUGGCAUCGACGCCAUCAGCGGAGCAAAUGAGACCAGAAAUACUAUCCGAAUUGCGGACAUCAGAUCUAUCGAAUUCUCCGGCGACAAAGGGUUCACCUACAGCGGUGCCCAUCCACUUUCGUCGGCCACCAUUGUCCCCUGGCGCUGCCAGAUCGGCUACUGUUGGUGCUUCUGACGCUACAAGUCUACCCAACUCACCGAUGUUGCCACGAGGUCGUCCAGGUCGUCCGAGCUCCACUGAAUUUAGGUCUAGGGAGUUCCGACCAUUAUGGCUUGUUGAGAGACACGCAGGAUCUAAAAUCGAGCAAGCUGAGAUUGAGGAGACCUACCCAUCCUUGCCAUCAAGUCGAACCAGUUCUGCGCAUCCGUCGAUGGAGAACCUUCGAGGGGUCCAAGAUCUCGAAGAUGUUUUCUCGCCCGAGCAAGCCCUAAGUCAGCCGUUCGGACAUCGACGAAGCAGUAGCUAUCCAGGUUGGCACCCUCAACGGCCAACCUCUCCCGAUUUUCUCGACUCUCGAACGGCAACCCCAACUGCGACUGAGUUUCCUAGGGAUGUCAAGGAGAAGCCCAAGUAUGAAUUUCAUUCACCAUCCGAAUUGCUGCAAGACCCGUCUACCUUGCAUGAGCAAGUCCGAAUGACAGACCCACCGUCGCCACCUAUGAAUCUGCCAGGAGCUCUGUCUCCAGAGCUAUCUACGCAGGCAUUGGAGGCUGGAGCUGCACCAGACACGGAAGCUGUACCACAUAUCAAAUCAACAUUAGCAAUGGAAGCAACUCCGGAGGCCACUCCAGCAUCACAAGUUGCAGCAGCAGAGACGAAUAUAUUACCACAGAUCAGAGCAGCAGAAGAGACGAGCACAGCACCAGAGGCGAGCACGGCACCAGAGGCGAGCACGGCACCAGAGGCGAGCACGGCAGAACAGGCGAGAACGCCGGAAGAGGCGAGCACGGCACCAGAGACGAGAACUGCAGAACAGGCGAGAACGCCGGAAGAGGCGAGAACGCCGGAAGAGGCGAGAACAACAGAAGAGGCGAGAACGCUGUGGCUAGCUUCUCCAGGACGAACUGAUGAUAAGAGCGAGGACAACAGAAGAGGCGAGAACGGCAGAAGAGGCGAGAACGGCAGAAGAGGCGAGAACGCUGGAAGAGGCGAGAACGCCGGAGGAGACGAGGACAACAGAAGAGGCGAGAACGCCAGAGGAGAGGAGAACAGCAGAAGAGAUGAGAACACUAGAGGAGAGGAGAAUAGCAGAAGAGAUGAGAACGGCAGAACAGACGAGAACAGCACCAGAAGAGACGAGAACAGCACCAGAAGAGACGAGAACAGCACCAGAAGAGACGAGAACAGCACCAGAGAUGACUGUGGCACCACAAGUCGACGUAACAGCAGAGGCGGAAGCAGCAACAGAGUCGAAACCACAUUAGAGACAGAAAAAGUACUAGGACCAAUCACUGCACUACAGAUCGAAACACCAACACAAGUCAAGACAACAACAGAAGCAGAAACAGUACCAGAGGCCACCGUACUACCACAAAGCACGGUUGUGAUGCCAGAUGCUGGCGUCAGAUCUGCUCAACAUCUAACACCUUCAAUCAGUCCUAAAGUUCUCGAGACACAGGGAGAAACUGAUGAGCUCGUCCAAACUUCCACCACAAAGAAGAGGGAUGAGAAGGAUAAGAAGAAACGUCCGCAACUCUCUAAUGAGGACGAAGAAACAAGCAAGACUAUAGUAUCCGACGCCGGUGGCAACUCCACCCAAAAUCCAGUAGCCCUAGUCGUGCCUGAAUCUGUUACAGAGGAAGGCACUGGUGAGUUCGAGCAGGUCUCUUCCAAGAAGGGGAAAAGCAAAAAGGAUAAGAAAAAGCGUUCGCAAACCUCGAAGGAGUCUGGACCUGAUACAACUGUAGUGCCGUAUCCUUCCGAUGUUAACCAAGAAUCGAUAGAUCUAGCACCCUUAAAAUCUAUCGAGGGAAGGAGAGAAUCAGAUCAGAGAGAAGACCCAAAAACAAGGGAAGAAGCUGACGAGUAUAUGCAAACUUCUAUCAAGAAGAAAGGCAAGAAGGACAGGAAAAAGCCUCAACAAUCUCGGCGGGAGGCUGAACCUGAUACAGCUAUAGUAGCAGAUUCUCCCAGUGCCGCCCAAGAAUCAGCAGAUCUAAUACCCUUAGAAUCCAUCGAAGGAAAGGAAGAACCAGAACAGAGAGAAGAACUUAAAUCAAGGGAGGAAACUAACGAGGAUGUGCAAACUCCUAUCACGAAGAAAGGCAAGAAGGCAAAGAAAGGCAAGCACGGUAAGGGUUUGGGUGCGAGCGAGAUGCCUCAGACAAAGCAGAUUAUACAACCCCCUGUCCGGCCUGUGCCUGUCGAGUCUACGCCCAGCCAGGUUGAGGAUGUAUAUGUUGAGCCCGCAUCUGACGCACCUACACCAGUCGAGGCUACAUCUGACGCACCUACACCAGUCGAGGCUACAUCUGACGUACCUACAACAGUCGAGGCUACAUCUGUCGAGCCGCCUCCUGUUGAGGCUACAUCUGUCGAGCCGCCUUCUGUCGAGCCACCUUCUGUUGAGGCUACAUCUGUCGAGCCGCCUCCUGUUGAGGCUACAUCUGUCGAGCCGCCUUCUGUCGAGCCACCUUCUGUCGAGCCACCUUCUGUCAAGUCGCCAUUGAUUAAGCCUCCAUCUCUUGAGCCCCAGUCUGUGGAGCCUCCGUCUGCUGAGUCUGUAUCAUUUGAUGCUGUACCCGUUAAGUCAACAACUGAUGAACCUGUCUCUGUCGAGCCUGCAUCGUUUAAAGUUGUACCCGUUGAAUUUACCUCUAACGAAUCCGCAUCUAUUGAGUCCAUAGCUGUCAUACCUGCGUCAACUGCUAAACCUGCACCAACUGUUGAGCUUGCACCACCUGUCAACCCUGCAUCAACUGUCGAACCUGCAUCAACUGUCGAACCUGCACCAAUUGUUGAAUCUGUAUCAACUGGUGAACCUGCACCAACUGGUGAACCUGCACCAACUGACAAGUCCAUCCUCUUUGACUCUGCAUCUGCUGAACCUGCACCUGCUGAAUCUGCAGUUGUCGAGUCUAGACAUGUUCAAACAGCAUCAGUCGAUCCUGUGUCUGAGUUACUAUUCGCAGACCCUUCCCAUGAGAACGUUUCUGACUUGACGACAAUUGAAGUGGAGGCUGAAGCUAGCAAAGAGAUUCUACCCCAAAUACCACAACCUCUGGCUACCCUUGACAUUGCUAGGGAACAGGAUGAACCCGAGGAAGUCGUCCAAAUGACUGUACAAGCUGAAUCCAAGACGGGGAUCGUGCCCGAAAUGCUGCAAUCUCCAGUCACCCUUGAUGCUGUGAAGGAACAGCAAGAAGCUGAUGAGCCCGUGCGAAUAAGUGAAGCAGCAACUGGCCCAGAGACCGCAUAUGAAGUGCCGCAACCUCCAGUAAUCCGUAACGCUGACAAGGAACAUGAAGAAUCUGAUGAGUUGGAGCGAACAAAUGUAGAAACUGCGCCUCGUAUACAGCCUGCGCCCGAGGUGCUGCACCCUCCAAUGACCCUCAACGCUGUCAAGGAAUAUAAAGAAACCGAUGGGUUGGUGCACACAAAUGUGGAGGCUGCACCUAGCACACAGAUUGCGCCUGAGUUGCUGCAGGCUCCCGUAACCCUCACCACUUUUAAUGAAGGUGAAGAACCCGAGGAGUUGCUGCGAACCAAUGUGGAAGCUGGACCUAGCACACAGACCGCGUCGGAGGUGUUACAGGCUCCGGCGUUCCCUGAAGCCAUUGAGGAACAAGAUGGACCUGACGACUUCGCACGUGAUGUACUGCAAGCCUCAGCCUCCCCUGAAGUUAUCACAAGAGAGGAAAAGCACAAUGAGUUCGUACGCGAGGAAUUGCAAGCUCGGAUGUCUCCUGAAGUUGUGGAGAUGGGAGAAGGAUCUAGCGAGCUCGCGCGCGACGUACAACAAGCCACUGUCUUUCCCAUUGUCAAGGAGGAAGAAGGACCUAGCGGGUCUAUAUCUGACGUGCUGCAAGCUCCAACUGCCCCUACACAUAAGACCGAAGAAGAACUCGACGAGCUCACUCGCGGCGUACGCCAAGCCCCAGUCUCCCUUGUUUUUGAGAAGGAGGAAAGAUCUGGCGAGUCCAUGUCUGGGGUGCCGCAAGCUUCAGUCUCCCCUGUUGUCGACAAGGAAGAAAGACCUAGCGAGUCCAUGUCUGAAGUGCUGCAAGCUUCAGAUCCCCCUGUUCUUGACAAGGAAGAAAGACCUAGCGGGCCAAUGUCUAAAGUGCUACAAGCUUCAAUCUCCCCCGUUGUUGAGAAGGAAGAAAGAGCUAGCGAGCCUAUAUCUGAAGUGCUACAAGCUUCAAUCUCCCCCGUUGUUGAGAAGGAAGAAAGACUUAACGAGUCCGUACGCGAAGUGGUGCAAGCUUCAAUCCCCCUUGUUGUUGAGAAGGAAGAAGGGCUUAACGAGUCCGUACGUGAAGUGGUGCAAACUGCUGUCACUCCUGUUGUUGAGAAAACAGAACCCGCUGUUGAGAAGAAAGAAGGGCUUAACGAGUCCGUACGCGAAGGGGUGCAAGCUUCAAUCCCCCCUGUUGUUGAGAAGGAAGAAGGGCUUAACGAGUCCGUACGUGAAGUGGUGCAAGCUGCUGUCCCUCCUGUAGUUGAGAAAGCAGAGCCAAACGAGUCCAUGCGCGAAGUGGUGCAAGCUCCCGUCACUCCUGAAAUUGUCGAGAAAAAGGAGGAAUUCGACGCCUUUACGCAAGUUCCAACCAAGAAAGGGAAGGGCAAAAAGACCAAAGGUUCCAAGGCUGCUAAGAUUGUCGAGUCUGACCGUGGCGCACAAAGCUCUUCCAACCCUGUCCUUGUUCAUGUAUCCGAGGCAAUGGAAGGUCAGGACGAGGUAGGGUUGGCGCUGGCAAAUGAAAAUAUUCCACCCACCGGGGAGAUGCUGUCUGACACGCAGCGAGCUCCGACCGUGGCCGAGCCCACUAGAGAAGAAGAGCCCGACCCGUCCGUGCAAAUUCCGAUCAAAAAUGGCAAGGGCAAAAAGGACAAAAAGGACAAAAGGAAGCGCCAACAAAUCUCUGGAGAGGCUGAAAUUGACACACCUACAACGCCAGACAUCUCUGGGAGUUCCGCUCAAAAUCUAGCAGAAUCCGUGGAGAAAAGGGAAGAGUCAGGGCGAACGGGAGAACCUAAAACAAGUGAGUCGGAUAAGGAGGGAGCUGAUCCCAUUGCAGGAAUCUCUGGAAAGAAGAUGACCAAAAAGGAUAAGAGAAAGCUCAAGCAGUUGGCUUCGAAGAAGGAACCGCCUAAGACGACUGUGACGCUAGAUGUUCCUGUGCGUUUCACGCAAGAGUCCACAGAACCCGUGGAAGAAAGAGACGAACCGGGACAACUGCAAGAACCUGAAAAGCACGAAUCUGAUAAGCAAAAGGAAGUAGCUGAUGAGGCUGUGAAAGUCUCUGCUAAGAAGGGCAAGAAAAGCAAGAAAAAGGACCGGCAGAUGGCUUGGGAGGAAGAUGUCAACACGAAUGCAAUGCCAGACGUCACUGUUGGUUUCCCUCAAGAUCUAGCAGAAUCUGUUAAGGCAAAGGAAGAAUCCAAAAAGGUUGAAUCCGAUAAAUUGAAAGGAGCUGACGAGGAUGUGGAAGUCUCCGCUGAGAAGGCCCAAAAAGGCAAUCAAAAGCGCCAGCAGUUGACUCUGGGGGAAGAAACCAAUACAAAUGUCAUGCCGGAUGCCUCCGCUAGCUCUACUCAGGACCCGGCAGCGUCGGAAGCUGAUGCUAUACCUCCGGAUGUGGCAGGUCUGGACCCGACUACUACAAAUGCUGCUGCAUUAGCGGUGCAAACGAAGAGCGAUCACAGUAAGGAGCCAGAUUCGUAUUUUCCUGAAGCAGGAUUGAUACACGGUCAUGAACAAGAAGGCCCCGUUUUAGAGCAGACAGAGCGUUUUCAUGAUCAGCCGCAAGCUUUUUCUUUGGAGCUAGAAACAGAUCAUGGCGUGGAAGCAACCAAGACCGGUCUUAGUCAAGGGCCCGACUCAGAUUUGCCUGGGCCAGGAUUGGUGCGCAGUCCUGAAAGAGAAGGCAGUAUUGCCGAACAGGCAAAGCAGUCUGAUGAACAGCCGCAGCUUUUUGCUGAGGUAGAAACGGACCAGGGUGUGAAAGCAACUUCGACAACCCUUGACGAAAGCAAUUGUGCCGAAGGGCAAAUUUCCCAUUUUCCUGAAGCAGGCAGUCUAGAAGGGGAUGGCACCAAUUCAGAGCAGCCAGAUCAAUCUCAUGCACAGCCACGGGUUGUGGUUGAGGAGGCAGAGGCAGACAAGGGCUUGGAUACAACAUUGACUGGUCACAGACAAGAGCUAGAUUCAUAUCCCCCUAAAGAAGGCAGCCUAGAACGGGGUAACAAUAUUUCAGAGCAAAUAAAGCAGCCCAAGCAACCCGAGCUAUCUGAGCUAUCUCACGAACAGCCUCAGAUUGUUGUUCGGAAUGCAGAAACAGACAAGGGCUUGGAAAAAGCUUUGACUGCUCAUAAACAAGAGCCCGACUCAGAUUUCCCUGAAGGAGGCAGUCUGGAACGGGAUGACAAUAUUUCAGAGCAAAUAGAGCAACCCAAGUUAUCCGAGCUACCUCACGAACAGCCUCAGAUUGUUGUUCGGAAUGCAGAAACAGAUACAGGCUUAGAAAAAGCUUUGACUAGUCACAGACAAAAGCCAGAUUCAGAUUCCCCUGAAGGAGGCAGUCUGGAACAGGAUGACAAUAUUGCAGAGCAAAUAGAGAAACCUAAGCAACCCAGGCAACCUGAGCAACCUGAGCUAUCUCACAAACAGCCUCAGAUUGUUGUUCAGAAUGCAGAAACAGACACAGGCUUAGAAAAAGCUUUGACUGCUCAUAGACAAGAGCCAGACUCAAAUUUCGUUGAAGGAGGUAGCCUGAAAAAGGAAAGCAAUAAUUUAGAGCAACCCGAGCAAUAUCACCAAGAGCCAAAGAUUGUCAUUGAAGACGCAGAGACAGACGGGGGCCUCAAAACAACUUUGACCAAUUUCGACAAAAGCGGAGAUGAUGGCCUUGAAGGUCGAGAAAUGGAACGAUUGCCAGUCCCAGAAGAUGAAGUCAAGCAGUCUCCAGGGCCCCAGGUUGUUGGUGGGAAUGUAGAGCCAGCUGAGGGUGGGAAAGUAAAUUUGACCGUUUCCAGUGAGAGCGAAGCUCGUGUACCGAGGAGUCAAGACAUGGAACAGUUGCCAGGCCCGGAAGAUCCUAUCGAGCAGCCUUAUCACCACUCGCAGGCUAUUACUGGGAAUGAAAAGCCAGUUGAGGGCGCAAAACUCAGUUCAGCCAAUCUCAACGAGAGCGUCCUUCAUGCAGCUGUAGAUCUAGAAAUGGAGCAACUGCCAGGCCCAAAGCUUGGAAUGGAGCACGAAGCUGAAGCAGGAGGUGAGAGGAACCGAGACAGUGGUAUACAAUUCUCGGAGCAAGCCAUAGCGCCAGAAGACCCGAGUCAAGCCACCUUUAGAGACAGCGGCUACACUCCGAGCCCUAUCACUCGACCUGGUUGGGAUGAAACAAGUAAUCAUUCCGAAUCUGAACGGCCUCCUCGACAACUCACUCCGACAAGUUCUUCCGAAGAUCUUAGGAAACGGCCUCGCAGGCCUUCGAAGAGAACCUCUAAUCCAGACUUUACGCCAGGUCUGGCUCGCAGUGCGGGCUCAGAUCAAGAUGUUGCACGGUCAGGAGCAGAACUCAGCGCCGUCGAAAUCGAGACACAUCGUGAACCAUCACCUGUUGACUCCACUACGAAGGACCGAUCAUCUGCACUGUUUAAUUCUCCACCUUCCAAUCUAUUUGAACCGUAUGAAAGCGAGCCUCCAUCUGAUGCUAGACACCCUUCGGCCCGCAGCGAUACUCAUCAAUCCCCUCCGCCUAGGCCAAAUUUCGAAAUGACCUCUGAUGCUCGAGAUCAGCCCGCAAGUUUGGCAAGUCAUCUUGGCGAUCAGUCGACAGAGACGCAACAUCCUAGGGACCUUCCCCCAGAGGGGCCAUAUCAGUCAAUCUUUGGCCCACCAGCUCCCUCCCAUGAUGCCGUAGAGCGAGCUCUGACGCCACCACGGACUCCACUUCAAACCAUUCCUGAAGACGAGCGAGAGAAUGAAAAGAGCACCAGUCUCAGGCGUCGACGAAGUCCAUCCAUGGUUGCAUCACCUACGAGAAGUAACACAUCUACAGGUCGAGCAGGGACUCCCAAUACGGCAGGCCGUGCGUUCCGCUACGCCCAGAUCAUGGGGGCUGGGACAGCUGCUGCCGCGGCUGGAGCAGCAGGGCUUGGGGCUGUAGGGCUUGGGGCUGUAGGGCUUGGGGCUGUAGGGCUUGGGGCUGUAGGGCUUGGGGCAGCAGGCCUCGGGGCAGCGGUGCUUGUGUCUGGCUCACGUGACGGAGAAUCGACGGAUGGCACUAAAGCUCUUGGCCAUGUGCAGGUGCAGCCAACCGCGGUGGAACAACGCAGAGCCCGACAACAAUUGGAAGCGGAGGCUCUGCCCUCGUCGUCAACCUACGAUCCCGUCAAGGACCAAGGCAAAGAAACCGUCAGAGAUAUGGCGGAUGUCUAUGACGGCUAUGGCCAAGUUCCAGGAUCUCCCAGGUCCCCCACCCGACCACCAAGUAUCCAAAAACGUCGAAGUAUGCAGCAGAUACGGGAUCUCGAGGCCCGGCUCGAUCAGCUUGCAUCCGAAAAUCGAACCCUUGCAGCUGCCAAGGUCGAUGCAGAAAAGGAGCUGGAAGAAGCCCACCACAACCAGAGCAGGAUAGAAAAUGCGUCACAAGAGGCGCUCAGUGCUCGCCAGCUUGCCUUGCAAGAGAAGGAUGCGGAGCUGGAAAAACUUCGAGAGGCUGUCCAGUGGAUGCAAAAUGAGGUGACCAAGUUGACCCAGGUGAACGAAGGAUUGGCUUCUGCGAAUCAGGCACUGGCCACAACUCAUACCCAGCUCGAGUCGCAACACAUUCAGACCCAGACCCAGUGGCAAGAGUCGACGAGAGAGCUAGAAACCUUGAGGUCUCAGCACGAGAAACUCUCAACGGGAAUGGAACAAAUAGUCCGGCAUGAAAUUGACGUGGCUCUUGCAGCUAAGAAUGCGGAACUGCGACAACUGUAUAGCAGUCUCGAAGCUGCCAAAGAGAAGAUUCGGGAACUACAACAGCAGAUUCUUGCCAGCCAGAACGACGAGGUCAUCACCGCAAGAGAUGAGGACUACUUUGACGGUGCUUGUCAGCAACUAUGCCAGCACGUCCAGCAAUGGGUCCUCCGCUUCUCCAAGUCGUCUGACACGCAAAUCUGCAGAUACACCAAUGAAGUACGCGACGACAAGAUUGUGGACCGCUUCGAAAAUGCCCUUAUCGACGGCUCAGACGUGGACAUCUUCUUGGGUGAUCGCGUCAAACGUCGCGACGUCUUCAUGUCGGUGGUCAUGUCCAUGAUCUGGGAAUUCAUCUUCAGCCGCUACCUCUUCGGCAUGGACCGCGAACAACGGCAAAAAUUGAAACAGCUAGAAAAGAACCUCUUGGAAGUAGGCCCCAAAAGUGCGGUCCACCGCUGGCGCGCCCUGACACUGACCUUGUUGUCUCGCCGCGAGAGUUUCGCUGCCCAGCGCGCCAAAGACACCGAGGCUGUGGCGCAAGAGAUCUUCGGCACGUUGGCGCGCUUCCUCCCUCCACCUUCCCACCUUGAAAACAAGAUCCUCGAUUCUCUUCGUAACGUUCUGAAACUCGCCGUCGAUCUCUCCAUCGAGAUGCGCACCCAACGCGCCGAAUACGUUAUGCUCCCGCCGCUGCAACCGGAAUACGACUUGAAGGGUGAUCUGAAGAAGCAAUUCGUGUUCAAUGCCGCAUUGAUGAAUGAGCGCAGUGGAGAAACAAGUUCGAAUCAGGAGUUGGAGGCUCAAGGGGCGGUGGUGAGGAUCGUGUUGUUCCCUCUUGUGGUGAAGCAAGGGGAUGAUGAUGGAGGAGGAGAGGAGAAAAUCGUUGUCUGUCCGGCGCAGGUGCUUAUCGCGAGGCCUGAGAAGGAGAAACCGGGCAAGAAGAUGGGGGCGAGCGGGGCGGUGGGUGGGGAGAGAACGGGACCGGGAAUGGGAAUGGGAAUGAAUCUGGAUCAGAAGAGUAUGCGGUCAAGUCAUAGCGUGGCGCCUAGUUCGUUGGAUAUGGGAAAUGUCAUCUGA